GAAUAUAUAUAUAUAUUUCAGGACUGAAUAAAUUUUCAAAAUGGGAGAUGAACAUGUAGAAAAGGGUGAACUCGAGGCUACCAAGGAGAAGGAAGAAGGAGGAGAGAAGACUGACGAGUGCUCAACAUGUAAAAAUGAUCAAGAGGUCGUCUUUAUUCAGGAUCUAGGAUUCAACGUGAAGGUGGCAGCACCUGGCGUAGAACCUUUUGACAUUCAGGUGUCUAGUAUGGAGUUGGUUCAGGAGAUUCAUCAACUUCUCAUGGAUAGAGAGGAUACGUGCCAUAGGACUUGCUUCUCCCUGCAGUUGGACGGUAUCACCCUCGACAACUUCGCUGAGCUUAAGACUGUCGAGGGGCUCAAGGAGGGUAGUCUAAUCAAGGUUGUUGAAGAGCCCUAUACAAUGCGUGAGGCAAGAAUCCAUGUCCGUCAUGUUCGUGAUCUUCUCAAGUCUGUUGAACCCUCUGACGCAUAUAACGGCGUAGACUGUGCUUCACUCUCCUUCCUCAAUACUGUCACCGCGGGUGAUAUUAUGGAGAAGAGGCGUGUCCGCUCUGAUCCUGUAGAUUGUACUCCGCCCGAGUUUAUUCUUCCAGGGAACGCUGUGGAUAAAGAUAUUCCUCUUCUUCCUCUUCAUCCGACCUCCAGGGAUCAACCAGCCAAACUUAAUUGUAUCAAGGUGAUGACCCCAAGUGGUUGGAAUCCUCCCCCGGGAUACAGAAAACUUCACGGAGAUCUCCUCUAUCUACAGGUUGUAACUAUGGAGGAUAAGCACUACCAUAUAACGGCCUCUACAAGAGGAUUCUAUGUCAACCAUUCUACUGAAGAGGAAUUCAAUCCUAAACCUGCGAAUCCCAGUUAUCUCUCACAUUCUCUUAUUGAGUUGUUAAACCAGGUUUCUACAACUUUUAAGAGAAACUUCGCUCUUCUACAGAAGCGUAGAACAAGUAGACACCCAUACGAGAGGGUUCCCACUCCUUACCAGAUAUAUUCAUGGAUAGGCCCCCAGCUGGAGCAUAACAUUGAUACUAUCCGGGCUGAGGAUGCAUUCUCUAGUAAGCUUGGUUACGAGGAGCAUAUCCCGGGACAAACCAGGGAUUGGAACGAGGAGCUGCAGACUACUAGAGAGCUGCCCAGGAAGAAUCUACCCGAGAGAUUACUCAGGGAAAGAGCAAUCUUCAAGGUUCAUUCUGACUUUGUGUCCGCUGCUACUCGUGGAGCUAUGGCUGUCAUUGACGGUAACGUGAUGGCAAUAAACCCAGGUGAGGAGGCGAAGAUGCAGAUGUUUAUCUGGAAUAAUAUUUUCUUUAGCCUGGGCUUUGAUGUCAAGGAUCAUUACAAGGAUCUAGGAGGAGAUGCCGCUGCUUUUGUUGCCCCUAGGAAUGAUCUGCAAGGAGUAAAGGUGUAUAAUGCUGUAGACCUGGAGGGAUUAUUCACACUGGGAACAGUUGUCCUAGACUACAGGGGAUACAGGGUCACAGCGCAAUCUAUUAUACCAGGAAUUCUGGAGAGGGAGCAGGAACAAAGUGUUGUUUAUGGAUCCAUUGAUUUUGGUAAAACUAUUGUAACCCACUCCAAGUAUCUGGAUCUGCUUCAGAAAGCUGGAAACCAACUCAAGAUCCUUCCCCAUAAGGUUGUGAAUGAGAAGCUUGAGGAGGUUGAGCUGUGUAGUAGUGUUGAGUGCAAGGGAAUAAUUGGAAAUGAUGGCAGACAUUAUAUCCUUGAUCUUCUCAGAACCUUCCCUCCUGAUGUUAACUUCCUAAAGGUCGAGGGGGUUGAUCUUUCUAAGGAGGCAACUGCACUAGGAUUCCCUGUUGAACACAGACACAAGCUAUCUUGCCUUCGGCAGGAACUGAUCGACGCGUUUGUAGAGUCUCGUUACAUGAUGUUCAUCAAGUGUGCUGCUGUUCAACUGCAGCAGUUAACUAUAAGGAAAAAUAUUCCCGAAGUUCCAAUGAUUGAAAAGAAAGAGAAGGACGCGGAGAAGGAAGGAGAGAUGGAGGAGGACGAAGCAAAGAGGAUUGUUGAAAGCAUGACGGACUCUAUAACCAGCGGUGAGAAGCAGGAUAUGGAGGACUCCACCAAGGAGAUUGUACGCAAAGCCGCUACCGCAGUCGGAAGCCUAAAGGAGACAGAGUUUGACAUUAGAUUCAACCCUGACGUAUUCUCCCCCGGCGUAGUUCAUCCUGACGUCAGCGGAGACGCUUACAAGCGUCAGUGUCAGCUGGUGAAGGAUGCUGCUGACUUCCUGUUGACAGUUCAAAUCCCGGCGUUUAUCCGAGAUUGUCUAGAUCACAGUACUGCUCCUAUGGACGGAGCAACACUAGCUGAUGCUAUUCAUAACCGCGGCAUUAAUAUGCGCUACCUGGGCAAGAUUACCGGUAUGCUGAUGAAGGUUCCUCAGCUGGAGUAUGUGUAUACUAUUGCUGCUACCGAGUUGGUGAUGAGAGCUGCUAAACAUAUAUUCACUGCUUAUCUCCAGGGUCUGGAUAUGCUGAGUCUAGCUUGUGCUGUUUCCCACUUCUUGAACUGUUUGCUGAGCAGCUGUCCUGCUCCUAAUACAACAGUUCCUGAUCAGCUGAACAGUAAAAAGAGAUCAAGGAACCGCAGCAGGAACAAAGCUAAACAGUCUCCUCUCACUCCAACAGACAGCGUAGAGUGGGCAAUGCUGACCCCUAAGCUACUAUGGGCUCAGAUCAGGACGGAAUGUAAGGCCUACUUUGAUUGGGAGUUGGUGCAGGACUCAUGCGAGGCAUUCGUUGAAGCUCUUCAGAUAACCAAGGUUAUGGUGCUAAGAUCAUUCAGUAUGAAAACUGGAAUCCAGAUCCUUCUCAGAGAAUACAAUUUUGAGAACAAACAACAGCAAACCUUCACAGACGAGGAUAUAGUGAAUAUGUAUCCUAUUGUCAAGCAUAUCAGUCCUAGGGCUACAGAUGCAUACAACUUCUAUACUACAGGUCAGAAUAAGAUCCAGCAGGGAUUCCUCAAGGAUGGAUACGAGUUGAUCAGUGAGGCCUUGAACCUACUCAACAACGUGUACGGAGCCAUGCAUCCAGAGAUCGCUCAGUGCCUUAGGAUGCUUGCCAGGUUGAACUAUAUAAUGGGAGAUCACGUGGAAGCUCUAUCCUGUCAACAGAAAGCUGUUCUUAUGAGUGAACGUGUUAAUGGUCUAGAACAUCCGUACACAAUCACAGAGUACACACACCUAGCAUUGUACUGCUUUGCUAACACACAGGUAUCCACUGCGUUGAAGCUCUUGUACCGGGCUAGAUACCUCGCCCUUCUCGUCUGCGGAGAAAACCACCCUGAGCUUGCACUCAUCGACUCCAACAUCGGGCUCAUACUUCAUGCUGUCGGGGAGUACGAUAUCUCACUGAGAUUCCUGGAGAAGGCUCUUGCCUUGAACCAGAAGUAUCACGGGGCCAAGAGCUUAAAGGUUGCGGUCAGCUACCAUCUAGUGGCUAGAACACAGUCUUGCAUGGGAGAUUUCAGAUCUGCAUUAACGAAUGAGAAGGAGACUUUCACAAUCUACAAAACCCAGUUGGGAGAUGAGCAUGAGAAGACAAAGGAAUCCGGUGAGUGCUUGAGACAUCUGACCCAGCAGGCGGUUGUUCUACAGAAGAAGAUGAACGAAAUAUAUCAGGGUAAGAGUAAGACGGGGCUUCCACCAAUCCAGAUCCAGCCCCCCAGCAUGGGAUCAGUUCUAGAUAUGCUCAAUAUUAUCAAUGGAAUACUCUUCGUUCAGAUCUCACAGCAGGACAUAGAAAACUUUAAGAAGGAUUAUGAGCAGAGACAAACAGGAACCAAGAAAAUAGAAAGUGAGGUCGAGCUGAGCAAGGACAUUGAAGAGCUGAGCUCAACCCUCGAUCAGGCCUCAGUCCAGUCAUAGUUAACCAGAGGCUCCUAUCCGAGAUCAGUCAGCUAGAGACUCCCGCCUCCAAAUUCUCUAAACCAUCGCUGUGGGUCUUGAAUUAGUGACCUGAACUUUAAACCCUGAAAACCGGAUUAACGCUCGCAACGACCGGGAAAUUUGUAACUUUCCGACGUGCUCUGACCGUAGCUCUAGAGUUCGUUAGUUUCAAGAGCCAGAGUACGCCGAAAGGAGAUUUAUUUUGCCAGUAUGAUUUUUGUUGUUGAUUUAAGAACCGGUUUUCGGAGUUGAAAGGUUUCCGUAGUAGAUUAUUAGUUUCUAUAGUUCAAAUAUACGUGUUUAACUCCAUGGUUGUGGAACCAGCCUAAAUUCUCGGUGAUCAGCAUUGUAGAGUUUAGGGAGUUGAGAAAAUUUAUUACUCUUGUUAACAGUUGAAAAAGCAAAUUAAGUUGCGAGUCCUGGGCCCGGCAGUACAUCAAUCUUGUUUAUUUAUGAGCCAGGCCCGGACUCCACUUGGUCAAAGUGCCCGCGGCGGGUGGUUCGGAAAUUUAAAUUUUAUUGUGCCAAAAUUUCUAGUCGCAAAACCACCGCGGGUGCUCUUCCUACAGAUAGGCAUUUUUAGUCAUAUCCUAGAUUCAAGGAUUAUAUUUUUCAG
Molecule: messenger RNA, 4523 nt
Organism: Eurytemora carolleeae
Lineage: Eukaryota; Metazoa; Arthropoda; Copepoda; Calanoida; Temoridae
Gene: clu
Product: clustered mitochondria protein homolog
Exons: 33
Coding region: 41-3886 (1281 amino acids)
Biological process (GO): intracellular distribution of mitochondria
Cellular component (GO): cytoplasm
Molecular function (GO): mRNA binding; protein binding
Source: RefSeq, a predicted model, not a curated record